This is a messenger RNA of Catharus ustulatus (Swainson's thrush), 2126 nucleotides long. It is a transcript of the gene GJC2, whose product is annotated as gap junction protein gamma 2. Gene Ontology annotation, biological process: cell communication. The transcript has 4 exons. The record is from RefSeq and is a predicted model, not a curated record. The coding region runs from base 321 to 1562 and encodes 413 amino acids. NCBI's taxonomy places the organism in Eukaryota, Metazoa, Chordata, Aves, Passeriformes, Turdidae. Gene Ontology annotation, cellular component: connexin complex.
CUCUGCGGCCACCGCGUGGCACCUGCGGGGCUGUCACCAGAUGGAAGUGCCCAGCUGCUCCCUGCCCAUCCCUCCUGCCAGCCCGGCCUCGGCUCAGCCCUGCGGGACAGGACAGGGAGGUGACAACCACCACGACGCUCCAGCUGCUGCCACCUCACGCUGAGACUGACCAGCACCACCAACACUGACCACAGGGCUGUGCUGGUGCUGCUGCAGGGCUUCUCCCCACCCAGGGCUCCGGUUAUGCGCUGAGGAUCCGCAGCUCCACGGGCUCCUGUUUAUUUUUCCUGGCUGUGAAAGGUUAUAACUGAGCAGCCCUUAUGACCAACAUGAGCUGGAGCUUCCUCACCCGCCUGCUAGAAGAGAUUCACAAUCACUCCACCUUCGUGGGGAAGGUCUGGCUCACCGUGCUCAUCGUGUUCCGCAUCGUCCUGACGGCGGUGGGGGGCGAGUCCAUCUACUCCGAUGAGCAGAGCAAGUUCACCUGCAACACCAAGCAGCCGGGCUGCGACAACGUCUGCUACGACGCCUUCGCGCCGCUCUCGCACGUCCGCUUCUGGGUCUUCCAGAUCAUCAUGAUCUCCACGCCCUCCGUCAUGUACCUGGGCUACGCCAUCCACAGGAUCGCCCGCUCGGCCGAGGAGGAGAAGAAGUUCAAGGGCUUCAAGAAGAAGAAGCAGUUCGCCCUGAACUGGCAGGCCGUGCGCAACAUGGAGGACGCCAUGGAGGCCGACGAGGAGGAGCCCAUGAUCUCGGACGACGCGGCCGAGCACGACAAGGCCAAGGCCAAGCCCAAGGAGCAGCAGAAGCAUGACGGGAGGAGGCGCAUCCAGCAGGAGGGACUGAUGAAAAUCUACGUCUUCCAGCUGCUCACCCGGGCUUCCUUCGAGGUGUGCUUUUUGAUAGGGCAGUAUUUGCUCUACGGGUUCGAGGUGGAAGCGUAUUACGUGUGCAACAGGGUCCCUUGUCCCCACACCGUGGAUUGCUUCGUGUCGCGGCCCACGGAGAAGACCAUCUUCCUGCUGGUGAUGUACGUGGUGAGCUGCCUGUGCCUGCUGCUCAACAUGUGCGAGAUGUUCCACCUGGGAUUCGGGACCAUCCGCGACGCCAUCCGCAACCGCAAGAUCAACAGCUUCCGGCAGCCCCCCUACAACUACGCCUACCCCAAGAACAUCUCCUGCCCUCCCGAGUACAACCUGGUCGUCAAAUCCGAGAAAUCCACCAAGAUCCCCAACAGCCUGAUGGCCCACGAGCAGAACUUGGCCAACGUGGCUCAGGAGCAGCAGUGCACCAGCCCGGACGAGAACCUGCCGGCGGAUCUGUCCACGCUGCACAAGCACCUGCGGGUGGCCCAGGAGCAGCUGGACAUUGCCUUCCAGAGCUACAGCAGCACCCAGGCCAACACGCAGCCCUCUCGGACCAGCAGCCCCGCCUCGGCGGGCACCGUGGUGGAGCAGAACAGGGCCAACACCGCCCAGGAGAAACAAGGUGCUAAACCCAAGGCCUCGCUGGAGAAAGGCAGCUCCAGCAGCAAAGAUGGGAAGACGUCUGUGUGGAUAUAACUCUGCCGGGAAGGAGAGAGGGCGGCGUGAGCGGGGUUUUUAUUUCGGGUUGUUUCUGGUUUUCGGCGUUAUCUCGCGUUUGUUUCGCAGGGCACGGUUUUUGUGGGGGAGUCAAGAGAGUGAGAGGAGUUUCGGACUGAUUCAGUGCUGUCUUCCAGUGUGUUAACAAAAGACAUUUCUUCCCUGUUUCCAACGUGUUCUCCAGCUGGGAGUCUCCAGUAACAGCAAACCCCAACACCUCCCAGCCCCUGGUCAGCCCCGGAGCCCCCAGCAGAGACUGGACAAUGUGCUGUGGUGGGAAGAGGAGCUGCUGGUGGCUCAGCAGGGAAGUGAGGCUGACAGGGAUCAGCAUGGCAAGGCUCCAGUGCUGCAGGCCAGGCAGUGUUUAAUUACUAAAUACCCUUAAUCAAAUUAAUUUCCCGUCCUUUGGUAAGAAAACCACUGACAUAUUGCAGGGACCUUCGUGGCAGGCUCAUAGCUGAUCUGCCUGGGCUGGCAGAUGCCAAGGAAAGCCUUGGAUGCUGUGAGCCAGAGCUGGCACCCACGGCAGGUCUGGGGCAGGAA